Molecule: messenger RNA, 9732 nt
Organism: Coregonus sp. 'balchen'
Lineage: Eukaryota; Metazoa; Chordata; Actinopteri; Salmoniformes; Salmonidae
Source: the annotation of a GenBank genome assembly
AUGGCUGUGGACGGUAAUAGAGAUCCAAUAGUUUGCAUGCGGACAUCUCAAUAAUCAUCCCCCAUCUUCUCCUCUAAUAGCCUUUAUUUUGUCGGUAACUAGGCCUAUUAACUACAGGCUAUUCGGUGUGCAGGCUAAGUGAAACAACUGUACAGAAUAAGUUUUGCUUAAUUUGCAUGACCGGUUUCCCAUCUUAUUUGCUUAGGCUUUCAGCAUUCAGUUGGAAUUUUGCAGCCCAAAAAGAAACCGCUGAAAUGGACAGCGACUUUAGGGUGACAGAGUGACGAGUGACCACAUAGCCCAUUUCUUUAAAGUAGUAGCCUAUUUUGAUCACUUAUGACUCAGUCUUUCAGUGAAAUUGAAUUAGAUUGGGUAAAUUUCUUCAAACACUUCUAAGUAGCAUAAUUAAGUGCUAAGCUUAUUGGUGGAAAUACACUACAUGACCAAAAGUAUGUGGAAACCUGCUCGUCGAACAUCUAAUUCCAAAAUCAUGUGCAUUAAUAUGGAGUUGGUCCCCCCUUUGCUGCUAUAACAGCGUUGAUGUUUGGCGAUUAGGCCUGGCUCACGGUCGGCGUUCCAAUUCAUCCCAAAGGUAUUCGAUGGGGUUGAUGUCAGGGCUCUGUGCAGGCCAGUCAAGUUCUUCCACACCGAUCUCGACAAACCAUUUCUGUAUGUACCUCGCUUUGUGCAUUGGGGCAUUGUCAUGCUGAAACAGGAAAGGGCCUUCCCCAAACUGUUGCCACAACGUUGGAAGCACAGAAUCGUCUAGGAUGUCAUUGUAUGCUGUAGCGUUAAUAUUUCCCUUCAUUGGAACUAAGGGACCUAGCCCGAACCAUGAAAAACAGCCCCAGACCAUUAUUCCUCCUCCACCAAACUUUACAGUUGGCACUGGGGCAGGUAGCGUUCUCCUGGCAUCCGACAAAACCCAGAUUCGUCCAUCGGACUGCCAGAUGGUGAAGCGUGAUUCAUCACUCCAGAGAACGCGUUUCCACUUCUCCAGAGUCCAAUGGCAGCGAACUUUACACCACUCCAGCCGAUGCUUGGCAUUGCGCAUGGUGAUCUUAGGCUUGUAUGCGGCAGCUCAGCCAUGGAAACCCAUUUUUGUGCUGACGUUGCUUCCAGAGGCAGUUUGGAACUCGGUAGUGAGUGUUGCAACCGAGGACAGACAAAUUUUACUCGCUACGGCGGUCCUGUUCUGUGAGCUUGUGUGGCCUACCACUUCACGGCUGAGUCGUUGUUGCUCCUAGACGUUUCCACUUCACAUUAACAGCACUUACAGUUGACCAGGGCAGCUCUAGCAGGGCAGAAAGUUGACGAACUGACUUAUUGGAAAGGUGGCAUUGUAUGACGGUACCACGUUGAAUGUCACUGAGCUCUUCAGUAAGGCCAUUCUACUGCCACUGUUUGUCUAUGGAGAUUGCAUGGCAGUGUACUCGAUUUUAUACACCUGUCAGCAACGGGUGUGGCUGAAAUAGCCGAAUCCACCAACUUCAAGGGGUGUCCACAUACUUUUGUAUACAUAGUGUAAGUGUAGGCCUAUUAUUAAAGUGACUAGAAAGUGGCUUAUAAAGACAUAUACACAUAUGCCCCAUGCUGAAGAGGUUUGAUUUAAAAGGGUUGUGUUCAUUAUGACAAUGUUCUUCACCAGUGACAUUGGUAUGGCUUGGGUUGAUAACAAGAGCUGCCUUUGCAGAUCCCGGCUCUGUUGGGGGUCUGGGAUAAGGGAGAUGCUGAAUGAUGCAGAGGAGGGGCACAAGCAAGAGGACCAAAAACGCACCCUUUCAUCUCCUCUACUGUCUCUUAUUCUGGCCUCAUUUCUAUUAAACCUUCUGUGUCAAUUAGAGAAGAUACAUUUUAAUGAGCAUCACACACAUGCACGCACACAUGCACACACUCUGACAGAUACACCACACACACCCUGCUCAAAACAUCGCCUCCAACACAGCCAGAAAAGCAACCCAAUCUGGCACAGAAUCAGUAAUGACCUGUGGCUGGUUGCCAGGUUCUGUUUCAGUAAUGGUGUGCUUACUCUAGCUAGCACCUUUCCCCUUCAUUAUGGUACUGAAGAGACACCUGCUGCCUGCAGAGUGGGAUAGGGUGUGUGUCUGCUAGUAGUUUACCAUAAUGAUGAGCGAAUGGCACAUCUGUCGAAUAUACGUCCUAUAUGAUUUAUAUGCAGUAGUCAUAUGAAGUUGCCAUAAUUCCCUGGGAGCUAUCUGGGUAAAACAACAGCUUGUAACGACUCAGUUUACCGGCUCAGGUAUUAUAACACCUGCCUGGGCUGCCUGGGGAAAGAAACCUAGUAAUGAUGGUUGAGAUCAUCUCUCAAUGAGAAGGCACCCAUUUUAAAGUCCUUUGGCACACGCAGGGUUGGGUAGGUUACUUUCUAAAUGUGAUCCGUUACAGUUACUAGUUACCUGUCCAAAAUUGUAAUCAGUAAUGUAACUUUUGGAUUACUUACCCUCAAGAGGCCGUCACGCCCUGACUCUAGGGAUUUGUAUUGGUUGAGUCAGGGUGUGUAUUUUCUGUGUUGGGUUUGUCUAUGUUAGUUUCUAUAUCGUUUAGAUCUAUGUUGGCCAGGGUGGUUCCCAAUCAGAGGCAGCUGUAGCUCAUUGUCUCUGAUUGGGGACAAUACUUAGGUAGCCUGUUGGCACUAGUGGGGUGUGGGAUCUUGUUCCGUGUGAGGUAUGUUAUUUGUCUACCUUGGACUUCACGUUUCGUUUGUUGUUUUGUCGUGUGUUUAGUCGUCAAUAAACAUGAAUGCAUAUCACGCUGCGCCUUGGUCCGUCUCGUCCGUAAACGAUCGUGACAGAAGAUCCCACCAAUCCUGGAUCAAGCAGCGUGACGAGGAGAGAGGAUGGACUUGGGAGGAGAUGAGCGAGAGUCUGGCAAGAGGGAUGGAGGCCAUGAUCACGGGGGAGAGACAAGCCCAAACAUUUUUUAGGGGGGGGCUCAUGCCGUGGACGACGAGGCAGCAGGAGGCCGCGAUAGAGCGGUUCAGCCAUUUAGCAGAGGAGGCCGCCAGAUUAAGGGGGUCAUUGGUUCAGAGGGAACAGAAGGAAAGUGUAGAGGCACGGCGAGAGGAGCUGGUUAGGCAGCAGAAGGAGCGGGGGUUAAUGAAGGAACCCAGUCCCGCUCCUCGCACCAAUCAAGUGGUGCGUGUCGCCAGUCCGGUCCGGCCCGUUCCUGAUUCCCGCACUAAGCCAGUGGUGGGUGUUCCCAGUAUGGUUCGGCCCGUUCCUGCUCCUCGCAUCAAGCCAGUGGUGCACAUCGCCAGCCCGGUCCGGCCUGUUCCUGUCCCUCGCACCAAGCCAGUGGUGCGCGUCGCCAGCCCGGCCCGGCCUGUUCCUGCCCCGUGCACCAAGCCAGUGGUGCGCGUCGCCAGCCCGGCCUGUUCCUGCUCCCCGCACGAGGCCAGUGGUGCGCGUCGCCAGUCCGGUACGGCCCGUUCCUACUCCCCGCACCAAGCCAGUGGUGCGCGUCGUCAGCCCAGUCCGGCCUGCUCCCCGCACCAAGCCAGUGGUGCGCGUUGUCAGCCCGGCCCGUUCCUGCUCCCCGCACCAAGCCAGGGGUGCGCGUCGUCAGCCCAGUCCGGCCCGUUCCUGCUCCCCGCACCAAAUCAGUGGUGCGUGUGUCCAGUCCGGCACGGCCCGUGCCUGUUCCACCGGUGCCUGGUCCAGCUCCGGUCAGCGGCUCCACUCCGGAGCCAGAGCAAUCCGCUCCACCGGGGUCCAGUCCAGCUCCGGCCAGCGGCUCCACUCCGGAGCGCCCACCCGGCCCCUACCCUGUUAGGUUUAUGUGGCGCGGUCGGAGUCCGCACCUUUGGGGGGGGGGGGGGGGGUGGUACUGUCACGCCCUGACUCUAGGGACUUGUAUUGGUUGAGUCAGGGUGUGUAUUUUCUGUGUUGGGUUUGUCUAUGUUAGUUUCUAGAUCGCUUAGAUCUAUGUUGGCCAGGGUGGUUCCCAAUCAGAGGCAGCUGUAGCUCGUUGUCUCUGAUUGGGGACCAUACUUAGGUAGCCUGUUGGCACUAGUGGGGUGUGGGAUCUUGUUCCGUGUGAGGUAUGUUAUUUGUCUACCUUGGACUUCGUUUCGUUUGUUGUUUUGUCGUGUGUUUAGUCGUCAAUAAACAUGAAUGCAUUUCACGCUGCGCCUUGGUCCGUCUCGUCCGGAAACGAUCGUGACAGAGGCAUUCGAUUUUUGCUGGUAACGUAACUGAUUACAUAUUUUUUUAUUUUUUAUUAUGUAAUCAGUUACUCCCCAGCCCUAGGAUAUUUUUUCCAGAUCUCACAUGCCUUUUUAGUGCAAAUUACAGACAUUGAGGGUGUUUCAAAUGCCUGUGUGUAGGCUACUAGCACUGUUCACUGGAAUCAAUUAUCUCUCUUUUCUUAUCUUCUAGCAGCCUCCAGUUUCAGUUUCUGCCGGCCUGCUGUGGAGCAUAGGGCACUGCCUGAGGACUUCAAGCACUUGAGUCGACAGACGGGAGGGAACCUUACCUGGCAUGACGGGCGUGGUCAGAAAACAGCAGGGGGCCGGACAGUGAAGCUGCUCCAACAGCCUGGGACAGAGAGCUAUCAGGUAGAGUACCUCAACCACUCUGGAUCUAUGUGUGAAAUCAAAUCAACUCACAUUUGAUUGGUUGCAUCCACCCCAUCUCUAAUCGUUGUAGGCCUAUUCUAGAUGCACAUGCAAAUAAGAAAAGGAAAGAGCUUCAUAGGUUUUCAUUCAUCUCAGAUCAGUCUAAGAAAGCCUUUGUUUUCCACUAUUAAUUGAUGUGUAUGUAAGCUUCUCUCUAGCCCUCUGUAAUAUACCAACACAAAGGCUUCUCUCUUCUCAAAGAUCAAAUAUUUCAAAAAUAAUCUGACAAAUGCAAUGGACUAUCUGGUGACCAUCCAUUGUUCCAACAUGAGCAGCACUUUGUUUGUGGAGAAUGGAAGAUGCUGUUAACCCAGAGGGCUAUGAGGCACUCAGCUGGUCCAACGUUUUAGAAUGGAUUUAAAUAGAACUACUGGCCUUCCUAUGUGCAGAAGCACCAGCACUUGUCUUUGGACUGAGAGCGAAAAGGGGCAAUAUACCGUAUGACAUCUAAUGGCUGUAGUGAACCUUACAGUAUGUGCUCUUAAAUAUAUGUUUUAUAACAAAGCAUUUCUAUCUAUUUCAAUUAAUGGUAUCUGAUAUAAUAUGGUAUCCCCUUCAUGUGGUAUUACAGCACAAUUAACCUUUUGUGUUCUAAAUUUACUUUUAAAUCUCAAUUUCGACAUGCCUGGUUUUUGACCAAUUCAUGAAUAAUUCUCUGCUAUACAUUGGGGUUUCCGAGUCCCCUACAAAUUCUGGUUGAUGACAGAGACCGUUUUUCAGUCCCGUUGCAUGUAUGCAUGCAUAGGCUUCAUUCUUUGUGUCUUUCAAGAUCAAUGCAAUGUGUUACAGAAUCUUGUAUCAUGAAUGUCCGUGCUGAAAAAUGCAGGGAGAGAGCUUGUUUGUUUUUUUUGUUUGCUGGGGGGGUGUAAGCACUAGCAUGUUGAGUUCCAACCUUUUGAACUUUACGUGGGGCUGCCCUACUCUGGAGAAGAAGAGAAGGCAGGAGAGAACACUGCAUUCAUUGAUUUUAAAAGUGAAUGAAUGAUCAAGGGCUUCAUUUGAUUAGUCACCCACAUCCUGCUCAGAUUCCAAAGGAAGGAAUUUGGUAUUUGGAUAAGACUGACCCACAUGUUCCCUGGUCUUCGGGUUUCAGAUGUAUGUAUGCGUUUGAUCUGCAGGGGGACCCUUUUAUAUGAUAGUCCUCAUUAGUAAUGGGUUUAGUGUGUAUGUAUGCCAAAAUGAGAGCAAUGACACCCUGCUGCUUGGAGUGUGUGUGUGUGUCCAUGUGUGUGUCUGUGUGUACUCUUUUGUCAGAAGUGCAGUGGUUGCAGAGAUAAGGUAGUAUGUGACCAUAAAUAAAGGAAGGGAAAGUCACUCACAUCACUAUAUUCUUGGGAACUGCAUUGACAUGCAUCAUAUCUGUGUGGCUAACAUCAUGAAAGUGGUCCAUGGUGACCUACAGAAUUAACAUUAAGUAAGGAAGGAUCUCUGGGUGUCUGAACAGAUUCCUUGAUGGAUGUGCUUAUGUCUGACUGAAGUUGUGGAGUGGUCAUCCCUUGGGGUACUCAAGGUUAAAACACUGCACAUACUGUACAUAUAAGGGGUAGCGGGACUGAGAGAUAAUGCAAGCAGUAGAGGGCCAUUACGGAAAUAUGCUGAACUUUUCUCCUCUACUGUGUGCGUGCUCAUGUUUCAGCGUUGUUCAGGUGACUUCUAUGGAAUCUACCACACCAGCCCCACCCAGCCCAGUCUGAUCCGACCUGUGGUGUUAUGGACUCAACAGGACGUCUGCCGAUGGUUGAAGAAACACUGUCCUCACAACUACCUGACCUACGUCGAAGCCUUCUCUCAUCACGCCAUCACAGGUAUCAACCAGGACAAGUGCACUACCACGAAAAUCAUCAUUUACAAUCAUAAAAUGAGAGUGGAAUACAGUUGACGUGAGUGGCUGGCAGAGUAGUGUCAGUUGAAUCAAUAUGCUUGUUGUGAUACUCUUUACCCUUCACGCCAUCACAGGUAUCAACUAGUACACAUGUACUAGCACAAAAAACAUAAUUCAUAAUAAUGGAAUGUGAGUAGAAUACACAAUACAGUGGGUGUGGAUGAGUAGUAACAGUUGAAUUGCUAAGCUUUUAAUGGCAGCCUCCUCUCUCUGUUCCAUGUCAGGCCGUGCUCUGUUUCGUCUGAAUGGAGAGAAGUUGGAGAGGAUGGGCUUGGUGCAGGAGACACUGAGGCAGGAGCUCCUACAUCAGGUGCUUCAACUGCAGGUGCAAGAGGAGGAACGUAACCUGCAGCUCCUUAGCAGAGGUGAACACUGAGUUUUAUUUUUGUGAGUGUGUGUAAAAUGACUGGUAACGUUUGGAUGCAAUUCUAUCGGUUACUGUUUUUUCCUCUCCUUUUUUAUUUUCCUAGGUGGCUCUUUUGGGAAUCUGUCAUAACAUGGAGAUUACUUUCCUAACUGGACUGUUUACAGUGAACACUGAAAAAACAUAUAGAGCACUUCAACUGUGUGCAUGCAGGGAGACUACUGUACAACGGUCAGAAAUCAGGACUGCAAUAUGAACCACAUGGAUGUCACACCCUGGCUCUGGGACUCUAUUUGUUGAGCCAGGGUGUGUUCAUUCUAUGUGUUUAUUUUCUAUGUUGGGGGUUCUAGUUCGUCAUUUUCUAUGUUUGACUGAGUGACUCCCAAUCAGAGGCAACGAGUGUCAGCUGUUUGCUGGUUGUCUCUGAUUGGGAGCCAUAUUUAACUGUCUGUGUUUCACUUGGUGUUUGUGGGUUUUUGUUCCUUGUCGGUCUUUGUCACCGUGGACUUCACGAGUCGUUUAUUGUUUUGGUUUUGUGCUUUAAUAUAAUAAAGUAUCAUGUUCGCUCAACACGCUGCGCAUUGGUCUACUUCGCUUCAAGACGAUCGUGACAGAAAAACCCACCAUACCAGGACCAAGCAGCGUGUCCAGGAGCAGGCAGCCUGGUCAUGGGAGGAGAUAUUAGACGGGAAAGGGUCCUGGACCUGGGAGGAGAUCCUGGCCGGGAUGGAUCGCCGGCCAUGGAGUGAGACGGUGGAGAGGCGACGGAGAGAGGAGCAGCGGCGUCAGCAGGGUCAACGUCGGACAGGCGAGAGGCAACCCCAAAAAAAAUUUAGGGGGGGGCACACGGCAGGGACGACGAGGGAGCAGGAGGUAGUGUUGCAGAGGAUGGAGCAUUUGGAGGCGAUAAGGGAAAGGGUGAGAAAUGAGGCACGGCGAGAGGAACUCGGUAGGCAGCUGAGGGAGCGGGGGGUUAUGACGAAACCCAGUCCCGCUUCUCACACCAAGCAAGUGGUGUGCGUCACCAGUCCGGUCCGGCCCGUUCCUGCUUCCCGCACUAAGUGUAAGGUGCACGCCGCCAGCCCAGCCCGGCAUGUUCCUGCCCCUCGCACCAAGCCUACGGUGUGCGUCGCCAGCCCAGCCCGGCCUGUCCCUGCUCCACGCACCAAGCCUACGGUGUGCGUCGCCAGCCCAGUCCGGCCAGUUGCUGCUCCACGCACCAAGCCUACGGUGUGCGUCGCCAGCCCAGCCCGGCCUGUCCCUGCUCCACGCACCAAGCCUACGGUGUGCGUCGCCAGCCCAGCCCGGCCUGUUCCUGCUCCACGCACCAAGCCUACGGUGUGCGUCGCCAGCCCAGUCCGGCCAGUUGCUGCUCCACGCACCAAGCCUACGGUGUGCGUCGCCAGCCCAGUCCGGCCAGUUGCUGCUCCACACACCAAGCCUACGGUGUGCGUCGCCAGCCCAGCCCGGCCUGUCCCUGCUCCACGCACCAAGCCUACGGUGUGCGUCGCCAGCCCAGUCCGGCCAGUUGCUGCUCCACGCACCAAGCCCACGGUGUGCGUCGCCAGCCCAGCCCGGCCUGUCCCUGCUCCACGCACCAAGCCUACGGGGUGCGUCGCCAGCCCGGCCCGGCCUGUCCCUGCUCCACGCACCAAGCCUACGGUGUGCGUCGCCAGCCCAGUCCGGCCUGUUCCUGCUCCACGCACCGAGCCUACGGUGUGCGUCGCCAGCCCAGCCCGGCCUGUCCCUGCUCCACGCACCAAGCCUACGGGGUGCGUCGCCAGCCCGGCCCGGCCUGUCCCUGCUCCACGCACCAAGUCUACGGUGCGCGUCACCAGCCCGGUCCGGCCUGUUCCUGCCACUCGCACCAAGUCUACGGUGCGCGUCGCCAGCCCGGCCCGGCCCGUUCCUGCCACUCGCACCAAGCCAGGGGUGCGAGUCGUCAGUCCGGCACAACCCGUGCCUGGGUCAUCGGUGCCAAUUCAGGUACCGCUCAACUGCUCCACUAAGGAGCUGAAGCCUACCGCUCCUGCUACGUCCAGUCCAGCUCCAGCCAGCGGGGCCAGACCGGACCAGGGGCGCUAUGGGGGGUUUGUUGGAGGGUGGUGGGCAAGCCCGGAGCCAGAACCGCCGCCGAGGAGGAAUGCCCACCCAGCCCUCUCCUGUUUUGCUCGUAUUUAGGCGCGGUCGCAGUCCGCGCCUUUAGGGGGGGGUACUGUCACACCCUGGCUCUGGGACUCUAUUUGUUGAGCCAGGGUGUGUUCAUUCUAUGUGUUUAUUUUCUAUGUUGGGGGUUCUAGUUCGUCAUUUUCUAUGUUUGACUGAGUGACUCCCAAUCAGAGGCAACGAGUGUCAGCUGUUUGCUGGUUGUCUCUGAUUGGGAGCCAUAUUUAACUGUCUGUGUUUCACUUGGUGUUUGUGGGUUUUUGUUCCUUGUCGGUCUUUGUCACCGUGGACUUCACGAGUCGUUUAUUGUUUUGGUUUUGUGCUUUAAUAUAAUAAAGUAUCAUGUUCGCUCAACACGCUGCGCAUUGGUCUACUUCGCUUCAAGACGAUCGUGACAAUGGAAACCAUGAACUUUAACAAGGACACAUGGGAUGAUCACAUGCAGCAUCAAACGCAGACAGAAAAGGAAGGGGAGUACAGGACAAUCAAUAGAGCACAGCCCCAAGUUUAGAAAGUUGGGUAUCUGUUUUCCAUCAACCAAAGGGACAGACUAUUUCAGUUCCAUCUGUUUGGACUGAAAUCAAAGAUCAUGAUUAUAGACUCUGUCAGGAUUGGUUGUUGGUGGUUGUCUUGUAGCCCAUUUUUAUGUUAUUCUAUGUUUUAUCCUAACAGUUGCAAGGUUGU